AUGUCUUCGGAGGCGGUAAAAAGACAUAUAUUGGCUGCGAUUCAUACCCUGAAUAUUCCCUUGGACCUAGCACCAAGUUCGACCAAGGUGGAUGAGGUUUGUUCUGCAGCGAAACUGCUUCGUAAUCGCGUUCUUCGAGAAAUCGCACGUGUUGAAAAGUCAAUAGAAAUGUUAAAGCAGAGGCAGUACGGUGACGCUGAUGAGAGCGAGAUGGACGAAGAGGCUAUAUCUGAAAAUGUGGGGAGCUCAAUAGACACACAUAAUCUUACCAGGUACGAUUUUAUGUUUAUAAGCGAAAUGAUGGUUAUGGAAAAUCUUGUUGUUCCGUUAUUACUGGCUCACGGGAUGAACUUUGCGACUUCGCUUUUGCCACAACUGCUAAAGCUUCUCGCAGUAAUGCUUCUACCUAUUAUACCGUGUUCUCAUGAGGUACCACGUCAGCUAGAUUAUGUUCGUCGUCUAAUCGAGCGGUGUGGAACAGAUGACUUUUUCUGGCUCUUGAUUCAGUGUAUUGUUCCGGUCACGGAGAAGCGCUCCAAAGGUGAAGCCCGAAAAGAAGACUCUAUUCUUCUUGAAAUUGUGCUAAAGAUGAUUGCUCUGUUUUUUACGGGUCCAAGAGAAAGUGUUGCGCAAGUUAUCGGUGCCUUUGGCCGAAACCAUGGGAUCGAGCUGUUUCUUGUGGUACUGAAUCAGAAUUAUGCUCGGUAUGAACAUAGAAAUAACAAAGAUAGCAAUGAUGUAGCGGUCGAUCCCAUAUCUCCCUCAGCCGGUACGAGUAAUACAGAACGCUCUGGCGUGAUUGUUCUUGAUGGUGACACAGAUGAGGAAGAUGCGGUGGAUUUGUCUGGGGAAAGCAACUCUGGGGAGGAAUCAAGCGAUACGGGAUCCACUAAUUCUGAGAGGUUUGGUCGAGUUUCAAACCACCUUAACGUUGAUGAUCAAUACAGCGCGCGGAUUGUCGAAAUACUUGAAAGUGAUGACCAGUUAUGGAAGUGGAACACCCACAUCAUUACCGCGAUGUCUGCAAUACUUCGCUGUGCGCAAUCGGCUGAACUUGCAAAACUAAUAUUUACCUCGAAAUUCCGUCAGGGGUCAUCCCAGCAGUUAGCUUCUCUGGCAGAAAAUUCCAAGCGGUUUCGGGAAUUUACGUCUGAGUCGAAGAAAUGGAGACAUGUUGCAAGAAGCAGGAAUGGUGCCGUGAGUUCCAAUGGUUUGCUUGUGCGUGGUACAUCUUCACAUCUGCAGGGAGAGGGAGGUGUGAUUGGAUACACGUCAACACUUCUAGGUUAUCGAACAAAAGAUCCUAUUGAAAAGGUCCGUGAAAUUGACUCAAAAAAAAGAGGCCGUUAUGUAAAAGGAACGUCUGACGAUGCUUCCAUCAUAUGUAACCUUUCUCUACCGACGAAAAUUCAGUUGGCAGAACAAUGUCUCUCGUUUAUAUGCUAUGGAUUUGAACCCUUAAGCAUUAUGGUUUGGGAUCGUCUGGCUAAAUCGAUUGCCUCCUUUAGAGACGCUGUGUGUGAACGGAAAGAGUUCAUAGCGGGACGCAAAUCGUCUGGGGAGGAUGUUGAACUUCCGUCAGAGUUCGAGAAAAGUGUAUACGAGUCGAUGCAACAAGUUCUAAAUUACCUGGAAAUGUGUACCUCAUUACUACGUUACACCAGGGAAGCUGUUCGUUUGAAAAAAGAGGGAAUCGAUGAUGAGCCUUCUCAGUUUUUUAAUCAGCAGUGGAAGUGCAUUUCAAGUGUAAUAACUCUUGAGCACAUAUUUAGCGGCUUUGAGCUGCUGCGUGUACUUUUAAUGUCUCCAGAUUUGAGGCGGCGGUUCGGCGUAUGGACUGUGGCGAACUAUCUUGCCGAACUUUUUAUGACUCUGAACCACCUGGUGGACGGCGACAUAGUGGAGGACCCUCAUGUGAUUGGCGCCGCGCAUGCUUUAGUCUCUUCAGUACUUUACAAGGAGGAAUAUGUCCAGUUGGUGUUCGAUACCAUAUCGAAGACGUCAACCAAGCCCAUUUCUCCAUACCGUGCCAGUGUGCUAGUAUUACUGCUUUACUCCGUGUUGCGACUUAUGGAGAAAUGUAGUUUCGGCGGCCGUUUGUUAUUUCCACGAAGGAAGAAGAAAGCGAGCAAAUUCGUUGUUCAUGAGACGGAGGACAAUGUAGGCAUAUGUUUUAAUGAAGCAGAUAUGCCAAUUGUUGAGUGUGACCCUCAUGUUUCGUCCGAAGCAGUUAAAGAUCGGCCAAUCGCUAAUGGAGAGAUAACCGACCCAUCAACUAUUUCGUCAUUGCAAAUAUCUUCAAAUGUUAUUUCGAUGAAUGAAGUGCCUGAGGGCAGCGGCAGAGUUGAGGAGUUAUGCGCCGGAGACCGAUCCGUUGCAGGUGAAAGUUGGGUUAACUCGACUCACAAUGGCGAAAGGGAAGUGAACAUGCGUCAAUACUUCAAGCGCCUUUCCACCGGACAAAAUGUUUCUGUAUUGCUUUCGUCACUUUGUCACUGGAGAGCGAACGAUUCGGAUGUAAACGAGGGGUUGGAAUUUUUGAUUCGCUCCUUUAUGGCCGAAGGUUGUGUUACCACAUUGUUUAGUGCAUCCUUCCUUAUUACCAUGAGGGAUAUUUUGACCAAUGGUAGCGAAACACACCGUGGGUUGUAUGAGGCAUGUGACGAAGUUAUUUAUUUGUUUUUUAAUCCCCCUUCUGCCAAGUUUUUUGACGAACGGAAGGAAAUCGAGUUCGCGUCUUCUUCUGGUAUUUUACAGGGAUCUGAAUCAUUUCUGGGAUUUGAAGUGUCGUUGCGAUGUGCCCGAUCAUUAUUCUGCUUUAGUUCGACAGAGUACAUGAUUUUAGAGGAAAAGGGGUUUCCUGACUUCAGAGAUUCCACUGUUAUUCCCUUAGCGAGUGAGGGCACAGUGGUCAACGGCUCAGGGAAAGAAAGUGUCGAACUCGGUGUUUUCAGCACAAAGAAACCUCGGGACAAACGAGAGUCGUUGUCAAGACAAAAGGGAGGAAAACGAAGGAAAUUCGACGAUGAAAACGUGGAUGUUUCCAUAGAUGAACAGGCCGAUAUUGCUGUCGGUCUAGAAGUUUAA
Molecule: messenger RNA, 3087 nt
Organism: Trypanosoma brucei brucei TREU927
Lineage: Eukaryota; Euglenozoa; Kinetoplastea; Trypanosomatida; Trypanosomatidae
Exons: 1
Coding region: 1-3087 (1028 amino acids)
Biological process (GO): DNA replication checkpoint signaling; replication fork arrest; DNA repair
Cellular component (GO): replication fork protection complex
Molecular function (GO): DNA binding
Source: RefSeq, a predicted model, not a curated record